Messenger RNA from Nicrophorus vespilloides, 914 nucleotides. RefSeq names its product proteasome subunit alpha type-7-1 (gene Prosalpha4). Lineage: Eukaryota; Metazoa; Arthropoda; Insecta; Coleoptera; Silphidae. The record is from RefSeq and is a predicted model, not a curated record. The transcript is spliced from 2 exons. Gene Ontology annotation, biological process: ubiquitin-dependent protein catabolic process. Bases 110 to 859 code for a protein of 249 amino acids. Gene Ontology annotation, cellular component: proteasome core complex; nucleus; proteasome core complex, alpha-subunit complex.
GACUUAAUAAUUGUCAAAGUUACAAACUGUCUGAAUCUGUCGUUUGUAUUACAAAGCAAAAUAUUCUGUCGUUGAAUCUUGUAAAGUCGUUCUAGCUUAAAAUACAAACAUGUCUGCAAGAUACGAUCGUGCUAUAACCGUAUUUUCCCCUGAUGGUCAUUUAUUGCAAGUAGAAUAUGCACAAGAGGCUGUAAGGAAGGGCUCCACUGCGGUCGGCGUACGUGGGAACGAUGUCGUAGUCUUGGGAGUUGAGAAAAAAUCUGUGGCUAAACUCCAAGAGGAACGUACAGUAAGAAAGAUCUGCUUACUAGAUGAUCAUGUUGUUAUGGCCUUUGCUGGGCUCACAGCAGAUGCUAGGAUCCUCAUAAACAGGGCCCAAAUUGAAUGUCAAUCACACAAACUGACUGUAGAAGAUCCAGUUACUUUGGAAUACAUUACACGUUACAUUGCAAGUCUUAAACAGAAGUACACCCAGAGCAAUGGCAGACGUCCUUUUGGAAUGUCAUGUUUGAUUGGUGGAUUUGACUAUGAUGGAGUUGCUCACCUGUAUCAAACAGAACCAUCUGGAAUUUAUUAUGAAUGGAAGGCAAAUGCCACUGGCAGAUCUGCAAAAACUGUUAAGGAAUUUUUGGAGAAAUACUAUACUGAUGAAGAAGUUUCCACUGAAAAUGGAACUGUUAAGUUAGCAAUCAGAGCUCUGCUGGAAGUUGUACAAUCUGGCCAAAAGAAUUUGGAAAUUGCUGUAAUGAGAAGGGGACAGAAGAUGAAGAUGCUUGACAGUGCAACUAUUGAGGAAUAUGUUACACAAAUUGAGAAAGAAAAGGAGGAAGAAGCUGAAAAGAAGAAGCAGAAGAAGUGAUUUCAUUUAAUAUUUGUAUUUAAUAUAAUUUAAAAUAAAAUUCUUUUUUUUUUAA